Molecule: messenger RNA, 1478 nt
Organism: Sardina pilchardus (European sardine)
Lineage: Eukaryota; Metazoa; Chordata; Actinopteri; Clupeiformes; Clupeidae
Gene: trir
Product: telomerase RNA component interacting RNase
Exons: 3
Coding region: 578-1039 (153 amino acids)
Molecular function (GO): 5'-3' exonuclease activity; 3'-5' exonuclease activity
Source: RefSeq, a predicted model, not a curated record
CAGACGAAAUCCAAGAUGGCGGAGUGUUGAGACUGGAUGAACUUCGACAAUUGACAGUUCGCUUUCUUUAUAUUUAUGCUUAAAUCGAUUGAAUUUGAUAUACAGUUUACAUUUCGACUUAUACAGAGAAGUAUUUCUUAGUAUUUUAGGCGGGUCGUGGUUUUGUAUGCUCGGCUGUGAAGGCUGUAGUUAGCUUGCAACUUGGACGCUUUGUGUGCUGCGAAGAUUGCUAACGGUAACGUGUUAGCAAGUUAGCGCCGUAAUAAUUGAUUUGCCAAACGAAUAAUCUUUGUGUCUUUGAUUAUUCAAAGCACUCAAGUAUUUCGUAUCUUUAUCGGUGCAGACCACUCUAGCCAGGUAUAUAUUUCGACCCGUUUUAUGGUCAGCUGAAUGUUGGCUAACGUUACAGGGGUCAGGGUGGGUCUUCCGAGAUAGCCAAUCCUGACUUGCAUGACUUUUUUGGUAUGUUUUGAUUAGACUGAAACGUAACCUUAGGCGUAACGUGUAUCACAGACAUAGCCUGGCCUUGACACGUGACGUUUAUUUGUCAAAAAUAAACUCGACAAGACGAAUUGACAUGGAUGACAAGCGUGAAAACAACGCAACCCCUCAAGGCAGUAGCAGUGAAUCCAGCGGCAACAGCCCAGCGUCACCUGCAAGCCCAGCACAUGGAGCCGGGAAAGCAGCAGGGGCCAACGCGUUCGCUAAUGAUGGUAGCUUCAUGGAAAUGUUCAAGAAGAAGAUGGAAGCGGAGCGAAGGAAAAAGGGAUCGGAGCAAGCCAGCCCCUCUGAAGAAAGUACUGCUGAUCAAGGACAGUCGACUGUGGAAAAGAGGACGAGUAGCGUGGCCAGCUUUGUGGGGAAGCGGAGAGGGGGCGCCAAAUUGACCCUAAAGACCGGCAUGGUUGCAAAGAAGCAGAAAUUGGACCCAGAGCUUGAGGGGAAAGGGGACGCCUGGACUAAGUACAUGGCUGAGGUGAAAAAGUACAAAGCUCACCAGUGUGGAGACGAUGACAAAACCAGGCCCCUGGUGAAAUGAAAGACUGGGGUUUGCGCUCACACACGCCAACUCAUCGCAGAGGAGUGCUGCAGCAUAGGAGUGAACCUGCCACCAGACGUGCGCCCAUACUGCCAGAUUUGGGAACCGCUCAGCUGAGCUUUCUCACUUCCUCACAAUUAAAGAUUAUUAUUUUUUUGUUUGUUUGUUUCCUUUUUCCUUUUUCCAGAGAAUUGUCUUAUGGUCUUUAGCCUUUUAUGGUAUGUGGCAAAUACAGUUGAGUUUGGUGUAUCAUGGUGCAUUUGGUUUAUUUGAACACAAUGUUUAGCCUCACAUUAGCUUGAUAUUAUAUUGCAACAUUUGCUAGACAGGGUAGCCUAAUGCCUUGUAGAUAUUUCAUAUUUUUCUCCCUGUUGGUAUUUGAUGUCAUUUGAAUCUUGAGGUUUCAAAAAUGCUGAUUAAAACUGCUAAGCAUUUUGAA